Microsporum canis CBS 113480 is the source of this 1542-nucleotide messenger RNA. Its product is annotated as immediate-early protein. The transcript has 3 exons. Gene Ontology annotation, cellular component: nuclear pore; cytoplasm; nuclear pore cytoplasmic filaments. Gene Ontology annotation, molecular function: phospholipid binding; inositol hexakisphosphate binding; translation initiation factor binding. NCBI's taxonomy places the organism in Eukaryota, Fungi, Ascomycota, Eurotiomycetes, Onygenales, Arthrodermataceae. Gene Ontology annotation, biological process: poly(A)+ mRNA export from nucleus; regulation of translational termination; regulation of translational initiation. The coding region runs from base 1 to 1542 and encodes 513 amino acids. The record is from RefSeq and is a predicted model, not a curated record.
AUGGUGCGAGUAAACACUCUCGCCCAUCGUGCACCUGACAGUCCAAGUAGACAGCUCAUUCAGGAGCUGACCAGAGACCUAGAACAAGUACGCAUACAUGGAGAGGAGUUAAAGCUUGUCAAGGCUUAUGAGAGCCGGACCUUCUACGAAAAGCUGGACCGGAUAGACCGGGAGAGGGAAGAGGUCCACAACACAGCACUCAAUGCUGCUGCUGCUAAGCGCGAUCAGAGGAGGUUACAGGCAGAGGAGACGCUGCGGCUACAUCUACAGGCGGUAGAGGAGGAACGCAGGCGGAAGGAAGAGACCGAAAGACGACGACAGGAGAAGAUCAGACAGGAGAAAGAAGAGAAAGAAAGAAAAGAGAGAGAAGAAGCCGCGAGACUCGAAGCGGAACGAAAGGCCAGGGAGGCGGAAAAGGCAAGACAGGCCGAAGAAGCCGAGAAGGCGAAGCGAGCGGCUGAGGAAAAGGCGCGAGUCGAGCGCGAGAAGGCCGAGCAGGAGAAGAAGAAGAAGGCGGACGACGAAUCAAGACGAAAGGCGGACGACGAGGCAAAGCGUAAAGCGGCGGAGGACAAGGAGAGACAAGCCGCUACGAAACAGAGUAUCUCCGGCCUGAACCAUCGGACACCACAGGAGAUCCAAGAACAUGAACGAUAUCUAAAGUUACAUGCACAUCUGAAGGAGUUCAGAUCUUACAUGAAGGCCCAGACAAAGUCUAAUGCCCUCCUGAAGCAACACAUGGGAGAUAUGCGCAGAACCAUACGGAAAUGUGUUGGGCAGCUGGUAGCAGAAGACAAAACAGCAAACCAGAAACCGACCCGAGAAAUAGCCGCAAUCCUGAAAAAGGCACAGGAUCUUCCGGAGCCAAGUGUAGACAUCAGGCAGUUCAUUGCCUUUCCGCCUCCCAAUAUCGCCAAUGCCGAGAACCCCCAGGUUCCGGCUCUCUGGCUCAUGGCCGAAGCAGGCGUCACGACAAAGUGCGCAGAACCUCUAGGCGUCCUCACAGCACAGAUAUUCUCAAUGGAUCCCUUCUGCUACCAGGGACAAUCCAUGAUCGACAUUCUACUAGCAAAAUACAGGUUCCUAUGCCCAGUGCUAUGGGGCUUCUACGGAGACCAAUCGACCGACCAAGGAAAGCUUGCCAUCGGCUGGUCCCGAGAAGACAAGGGCCCAUUCAUAAGCGCCCAGCUCCACGAAGAGCGAAUGACGGGUCUCGGAGCCGGAUAUGCCGCCAUAGCACUGCGAAACUUUGCCAAAAGUCCGCGCCAGAACCCUUAUCCAAACAGCAAUUUCUGGAGAUCCCUAUCUUACAUCGUUAACGUUCCACCUGCUGAAGUUCAGGAUACUCAUCUGGUCGUGCUGACCGCCAUGCUGCGUUAUUCCGCUCCUCGGAUCGUUAAUUUCUGGGGUGACAUGGGUGUUUUGGCGCUAAGGCAGGCAAUCGUCGUGUUCCCUGCGAGCCUUCCCAGGAAAUCCACGCAGAGAGCCAUGGUCGAGGACCUCCGUGAUAUACUUGCGAGAGAGAAGCGAAUAAUCAUAUAG